AUGGGUGAGGAGAUUGUGUGUUCCAUGCUACCAAGUGAGAAAAAGUAUGUGCUUGAGAAAUGGGUAGGCCGAAAAGGCUUAAACGUUUUGAUUAGAGAGGCGAUAGCACAUGAGAAUCGCCAUCACAACACUGAAAACGUUAAGAUACUAGGAGAACACAGGGCACAGUUCAUCAAUAUCUUGUGA
Prunus armeniaca (apricot) is the source of this 186-nucleotide messenger RNA. The record is from the annotation of a GenBank genome assembly. Lineage: Eukaryota; Viridiplantae; Streptophyta; Magnoliopsida; Rosales; Rosaceae.